UCGAUGGGAGCUUUGAAUGUAUCGCACGACCAUAGCCGCCGGUUUACGGCAGCGGGUCUCCCAGAGCGUUUAGGAUCAAAGGAUUAGCUGGAGAAGAAGGAGGAGGAGCAGAGGCUGCCAGCAUGGCGCUCACUCUGUAUUCUCUCAUCCAAAGCAUUAUUCUGUGCACUAAUGCAAUCGCCGUGUUGCACGAAGAACGGUUUCUCUGUAAAUUCGGCUGGGGCGCUGAUCAGGGAGUCGGAGGUUUCGGGGAUGAUCUCGGAGUCAAAGCUCAGAUACUUAAUCUGAUCCGUUCAGUUCGCACCGUCAUGAGAGUCCCCUUGAUUCUGGUGAACUCUGCCUGCAUUGUCCUGCUGUUGCUGUUUGGAUGAGUUCAGGCGCCGCAGUAAAUUAAAGGACUUCCAGCUUUCUGAUGGGAUUUCUCCUCCUCAAAACCCCACAAGACUGAUCUAUUUGAAUUUUUUUUUUUUUGUUACUUCCCAAGACAAAAUGAUGCUUCUUUCCUCAUCUCCAGCUUUACAUCAGAUUUAUCUUGUUCUGCAGGAAACAUUGACAAAUCUGUUUUAGUGAUUUUUAAGAAAUUACAGCAUAUUUUGUCAUGAGUUUAACUGCGGCGAGCUCUCGAGAUGUGUCAUUGUUUGAGGAUCAUAAAUUUUAAUUUUAAUCCUGCCUAUGAAGUUCUAUUACAAACAGCAGAUUUUUGCAACAUUUGAACUAAAAAAAUUAUCCAAAAAAGUCUUUUUUAUGAGUUUGUUAGGCUUUUUUUUAAGAGGUUUUGGCUGUUGAUGAAUGUUCUGUCAACUACUUUGUGACAGUAAAGAACAAUCCAAACUCAGA
Messenger RNA from Oryzias melastigma (Indian medaka), 837 nucleotides. It is a transcript of the gene ier3ip1, whose product is annotated as immediate early response 3 interacting protein 1. Gene Ontology annotation, biological process: endoplasmic reticulum to Golgi vesicle-mediated transport. The transcript has 3 exons. Gene Ontology annotation, cellular component: endoplasmic reticulum membrane; COPII-coated ER to Golgi transport vesicle; Golgi membrane. The record is from RefSeq and is a predicted model, not a curated record. Bases 123 to 371 code for a protein of 82 amino acids. NCBI's taxonomy places the organism in Eukaryota, Metazoa, Chordata, Actinopteri, Beloniformes, Adrianichthyidae.